Messenger RNA from Ogataea philodendri, 1614 nucleotides. RefSeq lists its product as uncharacterized. The record is from RefSeq and is a predicted model, not a curated record. Lineage: Eukaryota; Fungi; Ascomycota; Pichiomycetes; Pichiales; Pichiaceae. The transcript is spliced from 3 exons. Bases 1 to 1614 code for a protein of 537 amino acids.
AUGUCCUCGAAUCUGAAAUCCGGACGGAUAAUUGCGUCCGAGUUUGGACGAGUGCUGGAAGCCUUUAAGUUGACCAAUCCGUCUGAUCCUUUGAAGAAAUUCACCUUGCGUGCCGAGAUAAGCACCUUUCUUACCAUUGGCGUGGAACAGGUCGUAGUUGGCCACGUUGAUCGACUGAUCUGUCGACCAGGAUCCCCAGAACCGCUGGUUACCGCUCAUUCCAAUUGUUCCAGGCAUUGCCUUCGUGGUCGCAACACAGGUAAAAACAAAUUUGCCGUCACAGACCACGUAAGACCCAUCUUGGAAGUCCUGGGGAGACACGGCCACGCAAUUGGACUUUGCGAUUUCGUUGUCCGGAGAAUUUUUCACAACGAGCGCGCGCGCGGCAGAGUUGGCAUGUCUUCUGAACGACUCCAACAGAGUCAAGGCGCUGAGAACACCUAUCAAAACGCCAACGGCAAGACCGUUAGAGAGUCCGAAUCCCUCUGCGACGCUGGUGACACCGGCAACAAUCAAAGCUCCGGUGGUGGCAGCCACAGGAAUAAUCUUGCCAAGUUCUUUUCCAACAGCAGUGUCUCUGUGACCAAUCAUGGAAAUGUCCUGUUCCUUGAACUGUUUGGCAAGGUCUCUACCAGAAGAGCCCGAAAUGUUGCUCCAGGACUUGGCGAACAACACAGACACAAUCACAGUGAACAACGAGAAGGUGAUUGGUCUUACCAGCAAGUGGAUUGGAGAAAUGUUCUUUGGAGAAGCAGAAAUGAAGUACAAGAAUCCACACGUGAGAUUAUAAGUGGAAGAGGUGAACUCGUCCAGCUUCCAUUGUCCAAUGUAUUUUGCGAAUGGAGCAGUGUUGAAAAUUCUGGUGACGGCAAAACCAAUGAUGUUGAGGUUGUACAACACGGCGUAAGUAAACACCAAUGGCAAAGCUCCACAAUAAAGCAGCUUGAUUGGGUACACAGAAGCCAUGGAUCUAACUUUGGCGGACUUGAUUGGGAUGUCGACUCUGCAGUUUCCAAAGUAGAUAGCCACUCCCAAGGCUGCCAACGCAAUGUAGAUCUGGGUCAAGUUUGCCAGGUUUUCUCUGGUAAAGGCCUCGUAGAUGGCCAAUCCAAACGACUUAUUUCUGAUGUUUCUGAUGAGUUGCACCAAAGCACCGUGAGAUUCCCAGCCUCUGGAAGUGACAGAGGUGGUUAUACCAACGAAAGAGGUAGCGAACUGAGUAGCAGACCACGCAGUACUCAAGGCCAAAAUACCAGGACCAAACCCGUAGCCCUUGUCGAGCAGUUCCACCAAAAGAGCGGUGAUCAGAGCCAUGAAAGACAGCUGAACAAUGUAGGUGAGUCUUCCCCAAAUUGGCACCGACUCCUGGGAGGUAAACUGGUCAACAGGGUCAAAGUAGCCGGCAAAGGUGAGCAAGACAGAGUACACCACGGCAAUGAGCACAGCGGUCAGCUUCUGCCAAGAUUGGAACAAUUCUCUGUCGGUUCUGGAUUCAAAGCUGACUUUCACAAUCUUCAAACCAGCCAAUAUCUGCCACAAGAAACCAGCAGUGACAAUAGGCAACAGACCGAAUUCCAAGGCUGUACCUGCUUGGGAAGCAAACGGGGUACGUAG